UGAAUUUCCUUUUGCUUUAGCCUUUAGCCCAUGGAUAGAGUUUCCCGGAAAGUUCAAGGUCAUUGGAUUGCGUUUGUUGUUUUCCAGUGAGCUUCCUUGGGAGCUUCCUUCCUUUAUUGCCUUUGCAUAUAAGUAAUUGAAAAUUGAAACCAGAUCCCCAUUUGCAAUCAAUCAGAAACAGACCCAGAUCACCGCCAUGGCCGGAGUGCUGCCCGGAGUUGAGAUGCCCCGCCGGAUGAGGGCUAGGACCUCCGAUUGCCACCGCCUUCCUCCUGACCACAGCCACCGCCACCACUCUUCUUACGGGUCCUGGCUCGAACCAUCCACGGCCACCGACGCCACCAUGGAUGGAGCUGCUCUGAGAGCCCGCCAAAGGCUGGAAGAGAAACUUGGCCACUUCCGCCCCACUUCAAGAGAUCGAGGGGAUGACGUCAGAGGCAGCAGAGCAAAAGAGAGUCAAUUUUCAAGAAAACUACUGCCGCUGGGGCUCAGAGGAUGGCAGAGCAACCCAAGCAAAUCAAAAGGGCAGCUUUGUGCAGUGUGCUUGGAAGAUUUUGGGGCAAAGCCACAGCAAGAAGUGAUGAAUCUGCCAUGCUCACAAAAGUACCACUCCAAAUGCCUUCUCCCAUGGCUGGCCGCUCACCCAAAUUGCCCCAGCUGUAGAACCCCCGUCUCGUCUUCCUAGUUAGCCUCCACCUGAUCAUGAUCUUAGCCUCCUUCAACAUGCAACAUAUAUAUUAUGUGUUUGUUGUAAUAUAAAUUGUAACUGCUGUUGUCUGAAUACACCAAGAAUUUACUUGUCAAAAAAUUCAUUUUUAAGUUGUUAGAAUUCUAUAACAAAAAAUUCUAGAGGGUGUGUGGCUGUAAAUAAUUUGAUGCUUACAU
Molecule: messenger RNA, 885 nt
Organism: Diospyros lotus (date-plum)
Lineage: Eukaryota; Viridiplantae; Streptophyta; Magnoliopsida; Ericales; Ebenaceae
Product: probable E3 ubiquitin-protein ligase RHY1A
Exons: 2
Coding region: 197-685 (162 amino acids)
Biological process (GO): ubiquitin-dependent protein catabolic process
Molecular function (GO): ubiquitin protein ligase activity
Source: RefSeq, a predicted model, not a curated record